UUAAGCAUGGCUGUCUAGCGUGCCUGUCACUCCUAUUGUCCUUCCAAACUCUUGCAGACAUUUUGAGCGAGGAGUGUUAAAGCUAUGAGUUAGCGAGGGUGUGACAUCAAUGGUCCACAAAGGCAGCCCGCAGGAAAGGUAAAGAUGAGGACCGGCGGCUGUGUGGAAGACUACACGGGAUCGCUGACAUUAAAAAUUAAGCGUGGCUUUUGAGGAAGAUGUGACAACUACCGGAGGUCUUUCUGCCACUCCCCCAGGACUUCCACUGUAAGGAAAGGAGCUGCAGGACCAACAUCCUCUAAGAUGUUUAUAUGGACCAGUGGCCGGACCUCUUCAUCUUACAGACACGACGAGAAAAGAAAUAUCUACCAGAAAAUCAGGGACCAUGACCUCCUGGACAAAAGGAAAACUGUGACCGCUCUGAAGGCUGGAGAGGACCGGGCCAUCCUGCUUGGACUGGCCAUGAUGGUGUGCUCUAUCAUGAUGUACUUCCUGCUGGGCAUCACACUGCUGCGCUCCUACAUGCAGAGUGUGUGGACGGAAGAAGCCCAGUGCACCCUGCUGAAUGUGUCAAUCACAGAAACAUUUAACUGUUCCUUCAGCUGUGGGCCCGACUGUUGGAAGCUCUCUCAGUACCCUUGCCUGCAGGUGUAUGUGAACCUGACAUCUUCUGGGGAGAAGCUCCUCCUCUACCACACGGAAGAGACCAUGAAGAUCAAUCAAAAGUGCUCCUAUAUUCCUAAGUGUGGAAACAAUUUUGAGGAGUCCAUGUCCCUUGUGAGUGUCGUCAUGGAAAACUUCAGGAGACACCAACACUUCCCCUGCUAUUCUGACCCAGAAGGAAACCAGAAGAGUGUCAUCCUGACCAAACUCUACAGCUCCAACGUGCUGUUCCAUUCUCUCUUCUGGCCAACUUGUAUGAUGGCUGGGGGUGUGGCAAUCGUUGCUAUGGUGAAACUAACUCAGUACCUCUCCCUGCUUUGUGAGAGGAUCCAACGGAUCAACAGAUAA
This is a messenger RNA of Apodemus sylvaticus (European woodmouse), 1011 nucleotides long. RefSeq names its product potassium calcium-activated channel subfamily M regulatory beta subunit 2 (gene Kcnmb2). The coding region runs from base 304 to 1011 and encodes 235 amino acids. Gene Ontology annotation, molecular function: potassium channel regulator activity; calcium-activated potassium channel activity. Lineage: Eukaryota; Metazoa; Chordata; Mammalia; Rodentia; Muridae. The record is from RefSeq and is a predicted model, not a curated record. Gene Ontology annotation, cellular component: voltage-gated potassium channel complex; membrane. The transcript has 5 exons. Gene Ontology annotation, biological process: detection of calcium ion; potassium ion transport.